CUUUCGCAUUGUUGCGUUUGGCGCGAAAGUUACGCGAGGAAAUAGAGACGAUCGCCAACUAGAGGAAGGACGCAGCGACGCGAGAUGUCGUCACUCGACGAGUUCCAGAAGGCCAUGCACGACAUCUACAAGUACUCGCCCCUCAUCGGCCUGGAAGGCCAGGGGUUGCUGCAGAGCUGGGUGCAGCGGCUGGUGGCGGCGGGCGCGGGGAACGACCAGGACGUGCAGAGGGGCCUGGACUACGCGCGCUACCUCGCCUACCAGCUGGAGAGGGCGCAGCUGCGCUUCCCCUUCUCGCAGCCACCCCCCGAGGACGCGCUGCCCGACCUCAAGGAAGUGCUUUUCGGGUCGGGCGCCGUCGCGGACUCCCUCAGCUUGCCCUUCGGGUCCUUCGCCGACGACAGCUUGGACCAGAGAUCCAGGGGCUCCAGGGCGGGCACGGCCCCGGCUGGACACAAGGACUACAGCCUCGACACCAGCCUCGCCCUGCGCAGCACGGCGGGGCGCGGACGGCCCCAGCACGACGGGGCAACGGGCAGCCCCAGGAGGGAGGCCGCCGUCGACCCGAAAUGCGAACGUGACAUUGUGGCUCAGCUGGAGGACCUGGCCCAGGACGCGCCGCUGUGGCUGCUGCUGACCAGGCUGUGCCCGCACACCCUGGACGGGGGCGCCCUGCUGCACGCCGUGGUGGCCGAGGAGCUGGCCGAGUGGUCGGCUCGCCUCGCCGCCGAGCAGACGGUGGCCAGGACGGCCAGAACCUCGGGCGCGGGGACGCCCAUGCAGGCCGCCGUCGUGGACGAAGAGGACGAGGAGUGGGGGCCGCGGGCAAACCGCCGCGCGGAUUACUGGCACGAGAUUGUGGAAGCCGAGGGACGCCUUGGCAGUGACGUUCGCUCGGCCGAGGAGAUAACGGCCGAAAUGGAGCAUUGGCUCAAUCUCCAGAGCAGGCAGAUGCAGGCUGAGCAGGCUCAGCUACAGGCCUUGAUGGAGGAGCUUCAGGGAAUACAACGACAGGUGACGCAGAGUAAAAAGUGGAGGGAAUCCCAAUUUGAAAUGCAGAAUCGUGUGCUAGAGGCUGAAGUGGCAGCCCUGAAACAAAGCAUUGCUGAAAGUUCUACAAAAGUGAGGGCACUGAAGGGAAACUGGCAAGAAUCCAGUACUUCUCCUGGGGCUCAGAAACGAUUGUCCAUAAGCCAUGACAGCUUGAAUGCAUCAGCUCAAUCACAGUGACUGGUUCUAAAUAAAGACAAC
This is a messenger RNA of Thrips palmi, 1251 nucleotides long. RefSeq lists its product as uncharacterized. Bases 85 to 1230 code for a protein of 381 amino acids. The record is from RefSeq and is a predicted model, not a curated record. NCBI's taxonomy places the organism in Eukaryota, Metazoa, Arthropoda, Insecta, Thysanoptera, Thripidae. The transcript is spliced from 9 exons.